This is a messenger RNA of Otolemur garnettii (small-eared galago), 279 nucleotides long. Its product is annotated as binder of sperm protein homolog 1. Gene Ontology annotation, molecular function: heparin binding. The transcript is spliced from 3 exons. The record is from RefSeq and is a predicted model, not a curated record. Bases 1 to 279 code for a protein of 92 amino acids. Gene Ontology annotation, cellular component: cell surface. Lineage: Eukaryota; Metazoa; Chordata; Mammalia; Primates; Galagidae.
AUGGAUGGGAAGUGUGUCUUUCCAUUCAAGCAUAAAAACCUAAUAAUUCAUGACUGCGUCAAGCUCAAGGCAAAACACAGUUGGUGCUCAUUAAACAAGACUUACGAAGGAUAUUGGAAGUAUUGCAACAAAGAGGACUUUGCAAAAUGUGUGUUUCCCUUUUGGUUCAGACGCCUGAUCUACUGGGAGUGUACAGAUGAUGGGGACGUAUUUGGAAGAAAAUGGUGUUCACUGACCAGGAAUUAUAACAAGGACAGAAUUUGGAAAUUUUGUGACUGA